Macaca mulatta (Rhesus monkey) is the source of this 2479-nucleotide messenger RNA. The record is from RefSeq and is a predicted model, not a curated record. Lineage: Eukaryota; Metazoa; Chordata; Mammalia; Primates; Cercopithecidae.
AUGCGCACAGAGACCAACCUGGCUGGUGACCGCGGCGCAGAACCAGGGGUCGCUAACCAGCGUAGCCACAGGAUUCUCCCGCAGGAUGGGAUAGAGAGAGCACACCACCCACCCCACACACCCCUGCCACUGGAACGCAGUCCUCCCCCAGACUCCUUCCCCAAAAAGGGAGGCGCGGGGAAAGGGAGUGCCGGGCACGGUGCCCUCAAGGUCACCACGCGCCGUGGCGGGGGCGACCGGUGGCGGGAUGGGCCGUGGCGCGGCCGAGACGGCUCCGUGAAGCCGAAGACCUGCGGGUAUGGACCAGAAGCCCCAACGAGCCCCAUCCCUCGAGCCCGGAGCAGCGACUCCGGGACUGACCCGGCGCUGAGGUGCACGGCUGGGGUGCACGGCGAGAAACCCGCUCACCUUUACAAUCACCCGACAAGAGGCAACCUGCGAGGGGCCCCGGCCGCCCCCGCCAGCUUCUCCCGAAUCCGGCGCAACCCGCCGGGCACCCAGCUAUCAGGACCCCCGCCGCGACGCCAGACCUCCGUGCUCCGCCCGGCCUCCCCCGCAGAGGAUGGGGGCUCUGUCCUCAGCGCGGUCAGCAGUCGGCUCGCACGGCUCGGGGCGCCACGCGGAGGUGCAGCUGCACCUCGGGGAUCGGGCGGCCAAGGAGCCGAGAGGCUCGGCGUCCACCAGCCGGGGCUCCCUACUCACGCUGCACUGCGAGGAGGCGGCGGCGGCGGCGGCAGCGAAGGAGGAGGAGGCGGCGCCCGGCCGUCCCCGCCCAGAGCCCGGCAGCCACCGAGUGGCCGCCCGCGUCCCCCCAGGACCCGCCUCCUCGGCUCCGCAGAGCCGCACACAGGGCGCGCCGCGCUCGCUGGGCACGGGCAGCUCAGCCGGCCUCACGCCGCCGUCCGCAACAGCAGCCGCGGGCGGGGUGCAGCCCCCUCCGUGAGCGCCGCAGCCCGCCCCGCUCUGGGCGGGGCCCGCGGGCACCGGAGAGCGGACGGCCGAGCACGAGGGGGCUGCGCGCAGCUCCGGGCAGGGACCCCGUCUGCACCGGGUGGCCAGCAAGAUUGCCGGGGUAGGCAGGGGGAGGAGAACGCUCACCCGUUCCGGUCUGGCGCUCCCUUCUCUCCACACCCACACGCCUCCCGCUCCACGCUGGCGGCACAGCUGCUCCCGCUGCCACAGCCGCCACCGCCGCCGAAGCUCGCGCCGCCGCCGCUGCCGCCUUGGCUGGGCGCGGUCACGUGAUGCGGUCCGCGGGGACCCUGGGGGCGGGCGGGUGCGCGCGCGCGCGCGCGGAGGAAGCGCGGCUCGCACCGGGACUGGGAGCGGAGCGGCACUGGGAGGGCGUUUAAGGGGAGGACCCGGCGAGCGCGCCCCCGGCUGGCGAGCGCGCGCCCGGCUAUUAGAACUUGCCGCGCGGUCGGGAAAGGGUGGCCGGACUGAGGGGCGGGGGUGGGGACUUGCGCCUCCGCACGCCCCUCCCUCUCUUCCUUCCCCUGAGCGCCUCGGCUAGCUGCUGCCCCCGCCCCCUCCAGCGCGCCCCUUCCCUCCUGCCGCAGCCUGCGAUUGGCUGAGAGGCUCUGACGUCCGUGUUUCCAUGACGUGUUGGUGCGGGAGGGAGCGGCGGGGGAGGAGGGGGUGGCUCAGGCGCGCGGGGAGGUGACUCCGUCAGUCACAGCUGCUGUUUCGGCGCGGGGCCGGGCCGCUGCCGCGACAUGUGGAGGCAGGAGAGCAAUGAUUGCGGCAGGAGAAGUGCGGGCGCCCUUCACCUGGGCCCCCUCCCGAACUGCCCCCGGGCCCGUGCCCCUCCAGGGCCCAGGAGUGAGCCAGCGGGAGGGCUAGGGCGAGCGCUCCUGGCGAGGACAGAUUAAGGCGAACCCCCAGUCAGCGGACGUUUGAGCGGCUCCUUGCCGCGUCUCUGCCCCCACUCCAAAACGGACUCGACGCGUGUCCCGGGCCGUGACGCACGCACCGGACGACAAAAGUGCUGCCCGGCUCGCUCCCUCUUUGGGGAAGAGAGCUCACUCCCCAUGCGGGCGCGGGGCACCCCACCUCUGUUCCUGCCGGUCGGGUCCGCAAACACCGGGGAUCCCGGCUGCAGCGCCCAAAGGGUUAACGCAGGCGUUCGGCCAGUGCAAACCGGCCUCACAGGAUCCGCGCUUAAAAUCCGGGUGUUUUCAUUUUGGGUUUGCUUUUUCUACUAUGCCAAGCUGAUGGCUCUCUCUUAAUGCUCUUGUAACAUCUCAACCCUGCACCCAUCUUUCCUGAGGGGAAAAGGAAACGGGAUAACUUGCGGUAUUUCGAUGCUCAAAGGUAACCGGCGGCUCUGCUCCAACCUUCAAGAGAUUUUGCAAGUUGAAAAACAAAGAAAAUCAUCCUUCGUAACAUCUACUUAAAACAAAAAAAAAAGCAGGUUUUCCUUCUUGUACACACAUAUACACAGUAAAGAUGUGUAUCUUACCUUAGAUACCGCACUUCA